This is a messenger RNA of Tachyglossus aculeatus (Australian echidna), 3628 nucleotides long. Its product is annotated as bifunctional peptidase and (3S)-lysyl hydroxylase JMJD7-like. NCBI's taxonomy places the organism in Eukaryota, Metazoa, Chordata, Mammalia, Monotremata, Tachyglossidae. Gene Ontology annotation, cellular component: cytosol. The record is from RefSeq and is a predicted model, not a curated record. Gene Ontology annotation, molecular function: 2-oxoglutarate-dependent dioxygenase activity; calcium-dependent phospholipid binding; calcium ion binding. The transcript is spliced from 20 exons. Bases 1158 to 3554 code for a protein of 798 amino acids. Gene Ontology annotation, biological process: glycerophospholipid catabolic process.
GAGCGACGCCAGCCCCGGACCCCGCCGGAUGACCAGAUCGGGACACCAUUGGGUGACCACCCCGGGCGCAGAGUGACCGGUCCCGGAUGUCGCUGGCCCUGGACGCUGGUCGAACGGCCCCGGAUGCGGGCCACUGGGCCUGGACGCUACUGGCCCCGGCCGGAGGGUGACUGGCACCGGACGCUGGGUGACCGGCCCUGGGAGUCAGGUGGGUGUGGGCUUUAUCCCCGCAUUGUUCCGCCCAAGCUUGGUGUGAGCCUCGGGGCAGGGCACUGCCAGGCUGGGACCCCCAGGCUGUGCCGUCACCGGCCUCCGGAAGAGGCAUCCCUAAAAUGGGGGGGUUGGUGAAGGGCACAGUCCGGGGAGCGGGGGACUCAGGUUGGGGCGGAAUGACCUUCCUGGCAGCCGCUCCUGCCCCUGGGCUGAUGGGGGGCAAAGGGGCAGCGUCUGGGCUGGUGAGCCCAUGGUCCUGUGCCUUCCUAUAAAGUCGUCUCAGCCUCUCCGUGGCCCGAUUUUUCUCGCCUCCCGCAGCCCGCACCCUCCAAAUCCCCACUCCUCACCUCACACCGGCUUCCGACCGGGGCUCCCGCUCCCACCCCAAGUCCCGCCCUGUCACUUACCUCGGCCCAUAGCGGGGUGGGGCACAGAGGCACCUGGCCAGUCAGACCAGCUGCGGCUUCGGGGUGGGUGCCGGCCCUGUCAUUAAGCCGACGGAGCGUGGGGCGGUGGCAAUGUCGUCCGACGGGCACGGGCCGGGCUUUACCGGCCCGGAUCUUCCUGUCGGACGGGUGGGAAGGGGUUAUGCAAUAGCCUCGCCGGGGGUUCAGCGGCUCCCGCGGCCUCUUCCGGGCCCCGGGCACCUUGGCACCCCGAGGAGCCGGAAUGGGGUCAGGCCCCCGUGACAGGCGGGAGGGAAGAGGACUGGAGCCCCACGCUUCCGGCUCCCGCCCCGGCCCAGCCGCCUCCCCCGUUGCCACGAUGGGAAGCCGGGCUUCCCCAGGUGGGCGUGGGCUUGGGCAGGGCCGGGCAAGAUCGGGGAAGAGAGGCCAAAGGAGGAGUUCCGAGCCAGCUGUGCCAGUCCCUCUUCUGGCCAAGGCACCUGAUCCUCGGGGUUGCUGGGACUGCGCUCUGCCCAGCGGUCCAGGACUAGCAGCCCCAUGGCUCCGGCCCCUGCCUUCGCCCCGCAGCCCGAGGUUGCGGAAAGCAGCCUGCUGUCCGUCCGGGUUCUGCGGGCCCACGGCUUCCCCUCCAGGGACCUGUUGAGCCCCUCCGACUGCUACGUCUGCCUGUGGCUGCCCACGGCCACGAGCCAGGAGCUCCGCACGCGGACCGUCAGGAACUGCAGCUGCCCCGUCUGGAACCAGACUUUCCGCUUCCGCAUCCAGGGCCUGCUGAAGAACGUGCUGGAGCUGAAGGUUUUUGACCGGGACCAGCUGAGCGUUGACGACCUGCUCUUCUCGGUGCUGUUUGACGUGGGGACCCUGCGGGCCGGGGAGACCCGGCUGGAGAGCUUCACCCUCAACCCGCAGGGCCCGGAGCGGCUGGAUGUGGAGUUCCACCUGCGGAGGCUCCCAGAACCUCCAGAGCAACUCCUCACAAACGGGGUCCUCGUGGCCCGGGAGCUCUGCAGCCUGGACGUGUGCAUGGAGAAGGCCAGCGCUGCCACCUUAGGGUCCAGCAACGGUGAGGGGGUCGAGCUGUCUGUGGUGGGCUCCUACGAGGGCAACCAGAAGGUCAGUGUGCACGCUGGCCCCGUCUCUUUCCACUGUCCCUCGUACUGGGACCCAGAACUGACCAUCCAUCUCCAGAACGCAGCCCAGGAGCCCCUCCGGGUCCCCCUGCGGACCCUGCCUCCGAACCAGCCGGUCAAGGUCGCCUUCCCCUCAGCCCAGGAGACCCCGCUGGAGCUGAAGCUGAAGGCCGAGGAAGUCCCCGGGGAGCUCUCCAUGCGCCUGGGCUUCGGGCCGUGCGCGGGGGAGCAGGCCUUCCUCGGCCAGAGGAAGCAAGUGGUGGCCAAGGCCCUGAAGCGCCUUCUGCAGCUGGAGGAGGAUCUGCCCGAGGACCAGGUGCCAGUGGUGGCCGUCAUGGCGAAUGGCGGUGGGAUUCGGGCGAUGACAGCCCUGUUGGGUCAGCUGUCCGGCCUGCAGCAGUUGGGUCUCCUGGACUGCGUCACCUACAUCACAGGGGCCUCAGGCUCCACCUGGGCCAUGGCUGACCUCUACGAGGACCCGGACUGGUCCCGGAAGGACCUGGCGGGGCCCAUCGCGAUGGCACGGGCGCGGGUGACGAGGAGCAAGUUGGGGGUGUUGGCCCCUGAGAGGUUGUGGCAAUACCAGCGGGAGCUGAGGGAACGGGCAGAGCAGGGGCACCCCUCCUGCUUCACGGACCUAUGGUGUCUGCUCAAUGAGGCCCUGCUGCAUGACCAGCCCCACCACCGCACCCUGUCAGAGCAGCGGAAGGCACUGAGUCGGGGCCAAAACCCUCUGCCCAUCUACUGUGCCCUCAACACCAAGGACAGACGGCUGAACACCUUCGAGUUCGGAGAGUGGGUGGAGUUCACGCCCUACGAGGUGGGCUUCCCCAAGUACGGCGCCUUUAUACCCCCCGAGCUCUUCGGCUCCGAGUUCUUCAUGGGGCGGCUGAUGAAGCGGCUGCCCGAGUCCCGGAUCUGCUUCCUGGAAGGCAUCUGGAGCAACCUGUUCGCCGCUAACCUGGAGGACAGCCUCUACUGGACCUCAGACCCCGCCCAGUUCUGGGACCGCUGGGCCCAGGCUCGGGCCAGCUUAGACAAGGAGGUGAUCCCCUACUCGCGGCUGGAGGAACCACCUACGGCCACGGUGGCCGGCCGGAUCGCGGAGGUGUUCAAGGGCCUCCUGACCCGCCGCCCGCUCGUGGGGUCCACCCCUAACUUCCUGCGCGGCCUAGAGUUCCAUCGCAACUACUUCGAGAACCCCAACUUCUCCGCCUGGAAAGACACCAUUCUGGACGCCCUCCCCAACCAGCUGACUCCCUCCGAGCGCUACCUCUGCCUGUUGGACGUGGGCUACUUUGUGAAUACCAGCUGUCUUCCGUUGCUGCCCCCGGACCGGGACGUGGACCUCAUCCUCUCGUUCGACUACAGCCUCGACGGGGCCUUCCAGCAGCUGGAGCUGGUGGGCCGCUACUGCCGCGAACAGAGCAUCCCGUUCCCCGCCAUCACGCCAACCCCCGAGGAGUUGCUCCGGCCCCAGGAGUGCCACAUCUUCUCGGACCCUGCCCGCCCGGACGCCCCCGUCGUGCUGCACUUCCCCCUGGUCAGCGACUCCUUCCGCCACUACUCGGUCCCCGGGGUGCGGCGAGGGCCCGCGGAGGAGACGGGCGGGGAGCUGAACCUGGCCGCGGUCGGCUCUCCCUACCACUACACCCAGCUGACCUACAGCGAGGAGGACGCCGACAAGCUGCUCGGCCUGGCUCGGUACAACAUCUGCAAUAAUCAAGAGCAGAUCCUGGAGGGCCUGAGAGAGGCGGUGGAGCGGCGGCGGCGGCGGCGACGGCCCCGGCCGGCUCCGGAGUAGGAGAGCGGGGGAGCAUUGGGGGGCAGACCUCUGGCCCCGGGGGUGUGGUUAACAUGGUAACGGUGCAGACUUCC